Molecule: messenger RNA, 888 nt
Organism: Aureobasidium vineae
Lineage: Eukaryota; Fungi; Ascomycota; Dothideomycetes; Dothideales; Saccotheciaceae
Source: the annotation of a GenBank genome assembly
AUGGCUCUCUCGACCACAUCGACAUUGUCGCAAACCAUCAUCGCUCAGCAGCCCAUUCACAUAAGCGUCCAAGUAGACGAAACAGACUCUGGGUAUGCGUCGCUAAAUUACCAGUCCCUAGUAUGCCUCCAGUGCGGCAAGUCGUUCAAGAACAAGGCCGAAGAGAAAAAGCAUUCGUCGACACACAGUCGGCCCUUUAAAUGUGGUGUCAAGAACUGCACAAACACGAAAGGUUUCGCGACAUCAAAUGAUCUGGAAAGGCACCAGAAGGAUAUCCAUCUGAUCAAGCCAAAACACGGACCCCAGUCAUACUACAGAUGUGUGCUACCAACUUGUUCCAAGCGCGAAAAGAUAUGGUCUCGGAAAGACAACUUCAAGGCGCAUAUCGGCCGAAUGCACAAACACAUAGGCAUGGAUAUCGACCAGCUUGUCGCAAGAUCAGAGAUGACACCGACACCAGCAGAGAUGGCGCAACUUGCUCGUGCUAAGAGUGCACAAGCAUUGAACAGAAGUAAAGGAAAGCAACGCGCCAACAAUCAGUCGGGACAAGCAACAAUGCCACAGCAUGUCGAGACUACAGCACAGCCCGAAGCAGCACAGGUAGCGAUACCGCUUUGGCAGACGAAUGUUCCAGGCUACUUGGAUGACAUGCCUGAUGAAGCGGCCGAUAUGGUGACUUUGGUCAGGCCAAGCAGAAUUGUAAACACUCUGGUCCCCAAUGUGGUGCUGAAGUAUCCGAACGGCUUGCCAGCCACACAGUACGGAUACGAUGGGGCCAGUGGUCGACACAACAGCGCGGAUGGAGGAUGGGAGGAUAUGUCAGAUUGCAACUUUGCGUAUUCACAUGAGAGUUCGGCGUAUGGUGGAGGAACGAGCGAUUUUGGUUGA